This is a messenger RNA of Aspergillus affinis, 1218 nucleotides long. RefSeq names its product putative 3-oxo-5-alpha-steroid 4-dehydrogenase. NCBI's taxonomy places the organism in Eukaryota, Fungi, Ascomycota, Eurotiomycetes, Eurotiales, Aspergillaceae. Gene Ontology annotation, biological process: polyprenol catabolic process; dolichol-linked oligosaccharide biosynthetic process. Bases 1 to 1218 code for a protein of 405 amino acids. The transcript has 4 exons. Gene Ontology annotation, cellular component: endoplasmic reticulum. Gene Ontology annotation, molecular function: 3-oxo-5-alpha-steroid 4-dehydrogenase activity. The record is from RefSeq and is a predicted model, not a curated record.
AUGCAUCUAUCGGGCGCCUUCAAUCUAAAACUGAUGGAUGGAGACGGUACGUAUCCAUCCUGCAGCCGCAACGGGGAAGGGGAGGACAGAUGGGAAGAGGAGAGGAGAGGGGAGGGGGAGGAGGAGGAGAAGAACAAGAAGGAGGCAACCUCGUUCCCCGAUUGGAGCUGCGAGAAGGCCCAAAAGCGGGCGGGGGCGGUCAGAGAAGAGUGGCGGAUCUCUGAAACGGGCCCUUUGGAACGAAGGGUGAGAGACCUCCUGGGUUCAAACUCGCUUUUGGCGGCCACUCGCAUGGACGCCGUCGACGCUCUCCGAGCCUUCUUCGUCUUCGCAUCCUGUACGAUCCUGUCGGUGACCCUGUCGCAAUCGCUCCGCUCGCGCUUCGUCCCUUAUGGCGCCCGUGCAACCUCGACAACCGAGUCGAAUUCGAAUCCCUCGCCCUCUGAGUCCUCGUGGGGCUCUCCGGUCACACGCCCCCUCGACUACCUCGCUGCCUUGAAGGUACCCCAUGGCUACUUCACGCAGUUUUACAUCGCGUCGGUGCUGUCGUCGAUUUUCUGGGCUGUGCAGCUCCUGUCUCGCGGGGCUGCCUUCGAGGCUGUUGCGACCAGGAUUCGCCCGGAACGCCUGCAGGAUGUGAUGACCUUGAACCAGAUCCUGCUGUGCUGGGCAUUGGUGCUCGUUCAGGGUAUAAGGCGCUUGGUGGAGUGCCUGGCACUCUCGAAGCCAUCGUCAUCUCAAAUGUGGUUCGGCCAUUGGCUUAUUGGCAUUGCUUUUUAUGUGGCAGUGUCGGUUGCAAUCUGGAUCGAGGGCGCCGGCACCCUGCUGGCUCACGAGUACACCCUCGACCAUAUCAAAAUCACCAACGUACCUUCUCUCCGCACAUUUCUCUGCCUGCCACUCUUCCUUUUCGCGUCGGGUCUGCAGCAUGACUGCCACUUCUACCUCUUCUCACUCAAGAAGUACACCGUCCCCGCUCAUCCGUUGUUCAACAGGAUUGUGUGUCCGCAUUACACUGCGGAAUGUGCUAUCUAUUUGUCGUUGGCGCUGCUAGCCGCCCCGCCGGGAGAAUGGGUCAACAAGACUAUUCUGUCAGCGCUGGUGUUUGUCGCAAUCAACCUUGGUGUCACUGCCGGAACCAGCCGAAAGUGGUAUGCGCAGAAGUUUGGCGAGGAGUCAGUGCGGGGGAAAUGGAACAUGAUUCCAGUGGUGUACUAA